GGAGUCCCCGAGGUAGCCUCACCCUACUUUGUCUUUCAGGCCUCUGGUCUCCUGCCUGAGUUCCAGCCUCUCUGAGCCAGCUGCCCCCAAGAGCUUCGUGCGGCGCCAGCCUCCCCAAGCGCUGACCAUGUCUAUUAUGGACCACAGCCCCACCACGGGCGUGGUCACGGUCAUUGUCAUCCUCAUCGCCAUCGCUGCCCUGGGGGCCUUGAUCCUGGGCUGCUGGUGCUACCUGCGGCUGCAGCGCAUCAGCCAGUCGGAGGACGAGGAGAGCAUCGUGGGGGAUGGGGAGACCAAGGAGCCAUUCCUGCUGGUGCAGUACUCGGCCAAGGGACCGUGCGUGGAGAGGAAGGCCAAGCUGACCCCCAACGGUCCAGAAGUCCACGGCUGAGCUGGGAUGCGGAGGCUCCCGGGCCCGUCUGCAGCCAGCCGAGAGGCGCAGGAGGGGCGGAACCACAGACAUGCUGCCAUUUGAGAGGAAGGGUUGACACUGCUGGCAUGGCCUCGCCAGGCUUCGUCAUCGCAUGCACUGACUCCCGGGGCCCCAGCUGUCCUGAGCCGGGCCUCGGUGGCCCUGGGCUCCCCUCGGCCUCCUGGUGGGGCUGCCCAUUGCAGGCAGUGGGCAGGCCCGACCUUGCUGGGGCUGACGGCCCCGUAGCGCUUUUGUUACUUGAAUGUUUAGCUGAGCCUGUUUUUGAUGGAGCUACUACUGUAACGCGUGAACUCACAAACCUGUGAACUGUCAAUAGGCCCCAGAAGCACG
Ceratotherium simum simum (southern white rhinoceros) is the source of this 763-nucleotide messenger RNA. The record is from RefSeq and is a predicted model, not a curated record. Lineage: Eukaryota; Metazoa; Chordata; Mammalia; Perissodactyla; Rhinocerotidae.